Messenger RNA from Neurospora tetrasperma FGSC 2508, 947 nucleotides. RefSeq lists its product as uncharacterized. The transcript has 4 exons. Gene Ontology annotation, cellular component: extracellular region. The record is from RefSeq and is a predicted model, not a curated record. Gene Ontology annotation, molecular function: cellulose binding. NCBI's taxonomy places the organism in Eukaryota, Fungi, Ascomycota, Sordariomycetes, Sordariales, Sordariaceae. The coding region runs from base 63 to 947 and encodes 294 amino acids. Gene Ontology annotation, biological process: carbohydrate metabolic process.
AAAUCGCAGCUUCAACAACCCAUUCUGUACCACCCGACAUCACUUUACACCAAUAGCCCAUCAUGAAGCUUUCAGUCGCUGCCGCCCUUUCUCUCGCCGCCAGCGAGGCCUCGGCCCACUACAUCUUCCAGCAAGUCGGCGCCGGGACCUCGGUCAACCCGGUUUGGAAGUACAUCCGCAAGCACACCAACUACAACUCGCCCGUGACCGACUUGACUUCCAAAGACCUUGUGUGCAACGUCGGCGCCAGCGCUGAGGGUGUCGAAACCCUCUCCGUUGCCGCCGGCUCCCAGGUCACCUUCAAGACCGACACGGCCGUCUACCACCAGGGUCCCACUUCCGUCUACCUCUCCAAGGCCGACGGUUCCCUUUCCAGCUACGAUGGCUCGGGCGGUUGGUUCAAGAUCAAGGACUGGGGCGCUACCUUCCCCGGUGGUGAAUGGACUUUGUCGGAUACUUACACUUUCACGAUCCCUUCGUGCAUUCCCUCGGGUGAUUACCUUUUGCGUAUUCAGCAGAUUGGUAUCCACAACCCCUGGCCCGCAGGUGUUCCCCAGUUCUAUCUCUCCUGCGCUCACAUCUCCGUGACGGGCGGUGGUAGCGCCUCCCCCGCCACUGUCUCCAUCCCUGGAGCCUUCAAGGAGACCGAUCCCGGCUACACUGUCAACAUCUACUCAAACUUCAACAACUACACCGUCCCUGGCCCCGAAGUAUUCACCUGCAGCGGUUCCGGCUCCGGUUCCGGCUCCGGCUCCGGCUCUACUACCCCCCCAUCCCAGCCGACCACUUCUACCACCCUCCCGACUUCGACCAUUCCCACCAGCCCUUCGGGCUGCACGGUGGCCAAGUACGGACAGUGCGGUGGCAUUGGAUACAGCGGGUGCACGAGCUGCGCUAGCGGGUCGACCUGCAAAAUUGGCAAUGACUAUUACUCGCAGUGUUUGUAA